Aureobasidium melanogenum CBS 110374 is the source of this 951-nucleotide messenger RNA. RefSeq lists its product as uncharacterized. Gene Ontology annotation, molecular function: histone acetyltransferase activity. Bases 1 to 951 code for a protein of 316 amino acids. The transcript is spliced from 4 exons. The record is from RefSeq and is a predicted model, not a curated record. Lineage: Eukaryota; Fungi; Ascomycota; Dothideomycetes; Dothideales; Saccotheciaceae. Gene Ontology annotation, biological process: regulation of DNA-templated transcription.
AUGGCCGCUGCUGCAGUGUCCCCCAAACCCCAGCAGGAACAACAACACCACACGCCCAAAAAGUCUCCCACCGAGCCUAAUGUCCUAAAUGUCGUCUUGGGAAACCUUCAGAUCAAGCCAUGGUAUCCUUCAUUCUACCCUGAAGAUCUCGUCGGCAGGAAGGCUGAGCGCCUCUAUGUCUGCGAAUUUUGUUUUCGUUACUCGAAAGAGCUUAUGCCAUACCUUGCGCACAGAAGAGUUUGUCCACUGAGAGACUCGCCGCCGCCUGGAACAUUGAUAUAUCAAACUGCCGACCAAUCGAUAUACGAGAUUGACGGGGAAGAGCAUAAAUUGUAUUCCCAGAACCUCUCGCUAUUCGCAAAGCUCUUCCUCGACACAAAGUCCGUCUUUUACGAUGUCACCACUUUUCGAUACUACCUUCUCGUGCUCACCAAUCCGCAAACCGCCGAGAGACAAGUCGUGGGCUUCUUCAGCAAGGAGAAAAUGAGCUGGGAUAACAACAAUGUGGCUUGCAUUUUGGUCUUUCCACCCUGGCAGAAACGUGGCCUGGGCCAGUUGCUUAUGGGCGUGAGCUACGAACUGAGUCGGCGUGAAGGCAGACUUGGUGGUCCGGAGAAACCCCUAUCGAGUCUCGGAAGAAAGGCUUAUCUGGCAUACUGGUCAGCCUCGAUCUGUCGAACCAUUUUAUCGCAUCCUUCAAAUCGAUCUUGGACUGUUGACCAGAUCGUUCAGCAAACUUGGAUUGCUCCCGAGGAUGUGGUCAUGGCCCUGAGCGAGACGGCCAUGAUCGAGCCGAACAAAUUGUCCGAUGGAUCAGUCGUCUUGGUCAGGGGCAAGAUCGAAACUUUGGUUCACGCACACGAGACGGCGGCGGCAACACCGGCAAUUGAUAGGUCUGCGUUUACGCAGACCUUUCGCGAUCAAAAACACGAGCACGAAGCUCGAAGAUGA